CAACACUGAACACCUACAUUGACAUAUUUUUCCUCAGUAUACACUGGGGUUUCGAUAGGGAGGGUCGUGAAAAUGACCGGAGUGGACGAAAUAUUGAACUAUCAAAAAAACCCUGAAGACGACUUCUAUGGAUUGCUGGGUUGUGAUGAAAAUUCCAGUGUUGAGCAAAUAAACGCAGAAUACAAAGUUCUGGCAUUGCAACAUCACCCUGAUAAGAAUGAGGGUGACAAAGAAGCAGAAGCGAAGUUCCAAAAACUAAAGGAGGCCAAAGAGACACUGUGCGACCCAUCUAAGAGAGCUCUCUAUGACAAGUGGAGGCAGAGCGGCAUUUCCAUGGGCUACAAACAGUGGCUCGGCAUGAAGGAGCAUAUCCAGCAGUCCAUGCACUGGUCCAAGCCCAACACUAAAGAUCGCAUGCUGGAGGACGAGUCCGGCCGCUCCUCUGGCCCUUCCAGCCUCGGGCCUACCAAUGCGGCCGCUCGUCGGGCCUCAGAGGGGGGCGCCAAUCUUUGGGGCCGUUGGGGUGGAGGCAACCAGGAACCCCCCUCUGAAGUCAUUUCUAAAUUCCGCAACUAUGAGAUCUAAUCUCCUGCGGUAGAUUGUUUUAGUUU
This is a messenger RNA of Bicyclus anynana (squinting bush brown), 611 nucleotides long. It is a transcript of the gene jdp, whose product is annotated as J domain-containing protein. The coding region runs from base 73 to 585 and encodes 170 amino acids. The record is from RefSeq and is a predicted model, not a curated record. Gene Ontology annotation, cellular component: cytoplasm. Lineage: Eukaryota; Metazoa; Arthropoda; Insecta; Lepidoptera; Nymphalidae. The transcript is spliced from 3 exons.